This is a messenger RNA of Amborella trichopoda, 1898 nucleotides long. RefSeq names its product serine carboxypeptidase-like 29 (gene SCPL29). Gene Ontology annotation, biological process: proteolysis. Gene Ontology annotation, molecular function: serine-type carboxypeptidase activity. Gene Ontology annotation, cellular component: vacuole. The record is from RefSeq and is a predicted model, not a curated record. NCBI's taxonomy places the organism in Eukaryota, Viridiplantae, Streptophyta, Magnoliopsida, Amborellales, Amborellaceae.
UUAAACAGGUUGCGGAAAAGUACCAAAAAGGGUACAACUUUUCCCAAAAAGUUUUGUUCGGAUCCCAGAUCCAUCUUCAAAAGAAUCAUCCAUCAGCUUGUCUUUUUUCCGUCAAAAACUCCACAUAAAUGGAACCCCUGUUUUGUUUUCCUCACGAACAAUGACAGCGAAAACUGAUCUCUAAGGCUCUCUAAUAAGGGCUUGGGUGCUUUGCAGACUUUUUUUUCGUCUAUUUGUUUGCACCAACAAUGAAAAAGAAGGCAUUUUGUCUUCUGUUUCUGAUUCACCUGCAUAUUUUUCUUCAAGUUAAGGGAACCAUUGUUGAGGAUGAGGACCGUGGGGCUUCACAGGUGAAUGACAGGGUCCUUAAGCUACCUGGUCAGGCAUUUGAUGUGAGUUUCGCCCAUUAUUCUGGGUAUGUUACAGUCAAUAAGGAAGCCGGAAGAGCUCUCUUUUACUGGUUUUUUGAGGCGGUUGAUGACCCAUCUUCAAAGCCUUUGGUCGUGUGGCUUAAUGGAGGACCCGGAUGUUCGUCGAUAGCCUAUGGGGAGGCAGAAGAAAUUGGGCCUUUUCAUAUUAGACCAGAUGGGAAGACCCUUUAUCUCAACCCUGAUUCAUGGAAUCAAGUGGCAAACCUUCUCUUUGUGGAUUCACCAGUUGGUGUUGGUUUUUCCUAUUCAAACACUUCAGAGGAUAUCAUUAGCAAUGGUGAUAAGAGGACUGCUGAGGAUUCAUUGGCAUUUCUACACAAUUGGCUGAAAAGGUUCCCUCAGUAUAAAGGAAGGGAUUUUUAUCUCACUGGGGAGAGUUAUGCAGGGCACUAUGUUCCGCAAUUGGCUCAAGCCAUUGUGAGGUCUAACAAGAAAAAUGUGGAUAACUAUAUCAAUUUAAAGGGUUACAUGGUUGGAAAUGCCCUAACUGAUGAUUUCCAUGACCAUUACGGGGUUUUCGAGUUUAUGUGGUCUGCUGGUUUGAUAUCCGAUGAAACCUACACGCUGCUAAAUGUUUUUUGUGACUUCCAGUCAUUUGUGCACCCUUCUUCUCAAUGCGAUAAGGUGAUCGAUCAAGCUUAUGAAGAACUUGGGGGUAUUGAUCCAUAUAGCGUCUUCACCAUUACCUGCCAGGGCAACAGCACCUUGUCCAACAAGCUACGAAGCAAAUCGAAUUCUUUUGGACGCAUUGGUGAACAGUAUGAUCCAUGUACUGAGAAGCACUCCACUGUCUACUUCAAUCAACCAGAGGUACAGAAGGCGCUUCAUGUCAAUCCUGCAUUUGCACCAUCUAAGUGGAAAACAUGCAGUGAUGUAGUUGGUGUUAAUUGGAGGGACUCUGUGAAGUCCAUUCUUCCUAUCUACCAUGAGCUCAUACAUGAAGGACUUCGUAUCUGGAUGUUCAGUGGGGACACCGAUGCCAUAAUCCCAGUUACAUCCACUAGAUACAACAUAGAUGCUCUUAGGCUCCCUACAGUGACUCCUUGGCAUGCUUGGUAUGACAAUGGACAGGUGGGAGGAUGGACCCAAGUGUACAAAGGACUCACUUUUGUAACAGUGAGGGGAGCUGGCCAUGAAGUUGCUCUCCACAAGCCUAGAUUAGCCCUCAGACUCAUUAAGGCCUUUUUGGUGGGAAGCCCCAUGCCAACCCUAGCAUCACUGCCAAUCAGUACCAUUUGAUGGUUACCCAUCUGAAUCAGAAGAUUUGAAUUAAUAAGCCCCAAUUGAAUAUUGAAGAUUUGUAUUUCUUGCAGAAGUUCAUAAAUUAUCUCAUGGAAUUCCAUGACGAUUUAUUUUGUGUAAAGCACAUGGUCAUGAGAGAGAGAAAGAGAGGUGAUCCAAAUAAGGGACAGAAGUUACUUGAGUUUUCGUUUUUGAAAAAGAAAAGUCUUUUGACAUUUCCAACGA